Messenger RNA from Megalobrama amblycephala (Wuchang bream), 2171 nucleotides. RefSeq names its product cryptochrome DASH (gene cry-dash). The record is from RefSeq and is a predicted model, not a curated record. Gene Ontology annotation, molecular function: deoxyribodipyrimidine photo-lyase activity; FAD binding; damaged DNA binding. Bases 139 to 1701 code for a protein of 520 amino acids. Lineage: Eukaryota; Metazoa; Chordata; Actinopteri; Cypriniformes; Xenocyprididae. Gene Ontology annotation, biological process: photoreactive repair. The transcript has 14 exons.
GCGCUUCAGACUUCAUGUUUGGUAACCUCACGCGCAUGUUACCAAACGUGCCCGUCACUCUUUCUUCGCUGGUCUGUAUGUUCAGCGUAAACACGACCGCUGCAGACUUCUUUACGCCAUUAAAGACCGAUUGCCAGGAUGUCCGCUUCUCGUACGGUCAUAUGUCUGCUGAGAAACGACCUGCGUCUGCAUGAUAACGAGGUGUUUCACUGGGCUCAGAGGAAUGCCGAGCACAUAAUCCCCCUCUUCUGCUUCGACCCGCGUCAUUACCAGGGCACCCAUCACUUCAACUUCCCUAAAACUGGUCCGUUCCGUUUACAAUUCCUUCUGGACAGUGUGAAAGACCUGAGGGCAACACUGAAGAAACGGGGAAGCACCCUGGUGGUCAGACAAGGAAAGCCGGAGGAGGUUGUUGGUGAUUUGAUUAAGCAGCUGGAUUCAGUCACAGCUGUGGCAUUUCAUGAAGAGGUGGCGUCAGAGGAAAAGACUGUGGAGAAGAAGCUAAAGGACAUCUGCUGCCAAAACAAAGUCAAAGUUCAGACUUUCUGGGGGUCUACACUUUACCACAGAGAUGAUCUGCCAUUCAGUCACAUUGGAGGGUUACCUGACGUUUACACCCAGUUCAGAAAGGUGGUUGAGGGACAGGGCAAAGUGCGACCUGUCCUUUCCACCCUGGAACAGGUUAAAUCUCUUCCCCUUGGACUGGAGGAGGGUCCUAUACCUACGUUUGAGGGCCUGGGACAGACAGAGUCGGUGAUGGACUGCCGCUCUGCCUUCCCGUGCCACGGUGGAGAGACUGAGGCUCUUGCUAGGCUGAAACAUUACUUCUGGGAUACAAAUGCCAUUGCGACUUAUAAGGAGACUCGGAAUGGCAUGAUCGGAGUGGACUAUUCCACAAAGUUUUCUCCUUGGCUUGCGUUGGGCUGCAUAUCACCCAGAUACAUCUAUGAGCAGAUAAAGAAGUAUGAGGCCGAACGAACCGCCAACCAAAGCACAUACUGGGUGAUAUUUGAACUUCUGUGGAGAGAUUACUUCAAGUUUGUGGGUUUAAAAUAUGGAAACAGAAUAUUUCAUAUGAAUGGUCUGCAAGACAAGCAUGUGCCCUGGAAGACAGAUAUGACAUUGUUCAAUGCAUGGAAAGAGGGGAGAACUGGGGUGCCGUUCGUCGAUGCGAAUAUGAGGGAGCUUGCACUGACAGGAUUCAUGUCCAACAGAGGACGUCAAAAUGUGGCCAGCUUUCUGACCAAGGACUUGGGUUUAGACUGGAGACUGGGCGCUGAGUGGUUUGAAUACCUGCUGGUAGACCAUGACGUCUGCAGCAACUAUGGAAACUGGCUCUAUAGUGCCGGAAUAGGAAAUGACCCACGAGAAAACAGGAAGUUUAAUAUGAUCAAACAAGGACUGGACUAUGACAAUAAUGGGGACUAUGUCCGACAGUGGGUUCCAGAGCUCGGAGGUAUUAAAGGUGGGGACGUGCACACGCCCUGGACCCUCAGCAACUCGGCACUCUCACACGCCAAAGUUUCACUCAACGACACAUACCCUUCCCCCAUCGUCAUAGCGCCUGAGUGGGGCCGUCAUGUCAACAACAAAUCAUCUGGUCCAUCAUCAACAAAAGGAAGGAAGGGCUCCUCUUACACACCAAGACAACACAAAGACAGAGGCAUUGACUUCUACUUCUCCAAGAAAAAGAGUUUCUGAGGAUGAGAUGUAUUGGAUUAGUGCUUUUUCUUGAGCUGCUUCACAAAUAAUAAUAGGGCAUCUGCUCAGGUCACAGGUUACAGAAUGGAAUGAGGAAGGGGAAAUUAAAAAUAUUGUGGUUUUGGGUUGCUCUUUCUGAAUCUGUUUUCACAUGCAGAUACAGAAACUGCUGCUCAUAUUUUGAGGACAUUAUGACAAAAUGUAGCUCUAAUUUUCAUGUGUUUGUAUAUAUUGUAUUGAAUGCAAUAUUGUAUUUUGGUUGUUUUCAUAAAUCCCUGUGAAUGUCCUGGUUUAGUAAAGGAUGUUGAAAAGUUUAUGAAGCUUUUUUUCAGGGUUUUUUUUUUUUUUUUUCAGACCUAAACAUUUUUUUUGGAGGGGGUAGUUUUGCCUUUUUCUCAUGAAACAAUGAUAUAUCAUGUAAAUUAUAAACAAACUGUCAAAAAGUUUUAAUAAAGUGCACAUUCAGAGUA